GCUGAGCGUGGAGCCACCUUGGAACUGGAUACACUCUAAUAGUCAUACUUUUGGUUUAUAUCUCAUAACGAGCCAUCGACAUCGUUACUCUUCCCUCACCACAGAAUUGUCCGGUAGUGAUCCGAUCACCAUAAUCAAGCUAGGAAUACAGCGACCCUCCACGCAAAUCGCUGAUUGAAGCGCACCUUGAUUGAAACCGACGAGCCUUCCAAGAUGUCCUACAUACCGGGCCUCACCCUUCCUUCGUCUGUCUUCUCAAAUGCCCCCAUCUCGAUCCUCCUUCCUCUCGGCCUCGGCUUGGGAUCGGGCCUGAUCUCUCAACCGGGUCGGAUGCGGCCCAAGACAUUCUCAGAUCCUUCAGCCAAAGAGAUGGGGAAGUUUAGGACGGUAGAAGAACAAUACAAGGCCUUAAAACAGCCUCCUUUCAGACCGCCUCCUUACGUCUUCGCACCAGCGUGGACGACGCUGUAUAUGAUGAUGGGUUACGCGGCUCACAGGGCCUGGACGACAGGCAUGUCUAGCCUGAGCCCCCAAGUCGUGGAGGACACCAGAAGAGGGGCCACCUUGUACACGCUACAACUAGGCCUGAACCUCAUCUACAUGCCACUGUUCUUUGGCCUGGGUAGGCCCAUCGAAGGCAUGCUCGACAUUGUCACCUUGACCGGGACCGUAGGUUACCUCACCUACGUUUGGAGCAAAGUGGACAAGACGGCAGCCUGCCUGAUGGCCCCUUACCUGGCAUGGCUCGGCUUUGCGACAUACCUGACUGCCGGCACGGGUCACCUCAAUGGCUGGACAAUGUCGGGCACUGAAAAGAAGGAGGACACUGCCGUGGAAAAGAAGGAAUCAUAGUCGACGUGUCGGCAGUUCCUCGAACGCUGACAGGGUAUAGCAGAGCGUCUGCCCUUUCAUCAGUGUUUCUAUUCCAAGUUCUAUAUUACGUCGUUGAUGUCACAACGCGACGAUAUGUAACGCAAAGGUUGUCGCUUUCUCUGACACUGCGAGAAUUGCUGUCAGGGGAGGCUUGGGAAUCUCUACCAUCGAUGCUAAUUGACCAUCUAAUACGCUUCUCGGGCAUCUGUUCAAUCGUCGGAAUCUGUCUUCCUGCACUCAUGAAUCUCAUCGACGUCAAAAACAAGCCCACCUGAAUAUGACAACCUCGUGCAAUUGCUCCGCCGUAGAGGAUGUGUAGCUCGCUUUGUAUUGUGGUGGCUAACAUCAGGCUGAGCAAGGCUAUUGCUAGCACACACAAAGUAGUAUCCCAGAAUCAUAAGAAUAGCCGCCUUCAAUCGUUUACGAGCAAAUCUGACAAGUUGGAGAAAGAUGAAUUUUGUUCUCAUACAACUCAGACAUAUCUUCAUUAGGAUGUCUUGACCAUGGGCAUUGGCUAGCUAGCUUCUCACAAAAAUGGCAUGGCACCGAGUUCU
Messenger RNA from Exophiala oligosperma, 1427 nucleotides. RefSeq lists its product as uncharacterized. The transcript has a single exon. The coding region runs from base 214 to 852 and encodes 212 amino acids. The record is from RefSeq and is a predicted model, not a curated record. Gene Ontology annotation, cellular component: mitochondrial outer membrane. Lineage: Eukaryota; Fungi; Ascomycota; Eurotiomycetes; Chaetothyriales; Herpotrichiellaceae.